AUGUCGUUCCAAAUCACACCACAACUCUAUGAAAAGAUCAAGCACUUUGCAAAGUUUCCACAGACGGCUGUCUCUCUUCGACAAAUGGUCAUGUUCGGACCACGGCCUUCAAAAGGCACUAUGUUCAAAGCCAGUCAGUUCCUGCAUGAGGAACUACCUAUUCGUUUGGCCCAUCGUGUCAAAGAGCUUGAAGAGUUACCUGGUCAUCUAAGCGAAAUGCCAUCCAUUGUCAGGGUGAAGAAUUGGUAUGCACAAUCUUUCAAGGACUUGCUUGAUUUACCACCACCCACACUUACAAGCACAAUGAAGGAGCGUAUCAAGCAGGCAUCAAGAAAGAAACCUUAUUUGCCACAUCAUGUCGUCAAUCCUACUCCUCCUCCACCUCCUGCUCACACUAAUUUGCAUCCUGUGAUACCCAUUGGACAUCGUUAUUAUACCAACGUAGAGGAAAUCGAUUGCUCUCCUGAAGUUUUGACGUAUACCGAGAACUUUGUCAAGACCAUUGAACAAAUCAAGCAACGCCACGACCCCGUUGUCAUGACAGUAGCACAGGGCAUUUUAGAAUACAAGGAGCUCUUGAAAUCCAACACGAUGGAUACGGAGGUGCAGCAAUUUCUUGAUCGAUUUUACAUGUCGCGUAUGGGUAUUCGAAUGCUCAUUGGUCAACAUUCGGCUCUUUACCGUGAUCCGGUGCAAAAGAACUACGUGGGAGUGAUCUGCACCAAGACCAAUAUUCGAGAAAUUGUAAAGGAUGCCAUUUCGAAUGCACGAUACAUUUGUGAAGAGCACUAUGACAUUUUCAAGGCACCUGAUGUUCAAGUAUACUGCCCUGGUGAUAUUGAAUUUAUGUAUGUCCCAUCCCAUUUGAUGCACAUGGUCUUUGAGCUACUCAAGAACUCGUUGCGUGCAGUCGUCGAGCGAUACGGCAAGGAUUAUGAAGAUGAGUAUCCUCCUGUCAAGGUUGCCAUUGCACAUGGAAAAGAAGAUAUCACAAUCAAAAUAUCGGAUGAAGGUGGAGGUGUUCCACGAUCUGGGAUCCCACUUGUGUGGACAUACAUGUAUACGACAGCCAAGCGACAAGAUAUAGAAACUCCUGAAGAAGACAAAUCGGAUUUCAAUGCACCCAUGGCUGGAUUUGGUUAUGGUUUACCUCUUUCACGAUUGUAUGCAAGGUAUUUUGGUGGCGAUCUCAAGUUGAUAUCCAUGGAGGGCUAUGGCACGGAUGCCUAUCUUCACCUCAACAGAUUGUCAAAUAGCGAUGAACCCCUUAUGUAA
Molecule: messenger RNA, 1275 nt
Organism: Lichtheimia ornata
Lineage: Eukaryota; Fungi; Mucoromycota; Mucoromycetes; Mucorales; Lichtheimiaceae
Exons: 9
Coding region: 1-1275 (424 amino acids)
Biological process (GO): protein phosphorylation; regulation of glucose metabolic process
Cellular component (GO): mitochondrion
Molecular function (GO): pyruvate dehydrogenase (acetyl-transferring) kinase activity
Source: RefSeq, a predicted model, not a curated record